AUUACGAGUAGCCCGUUGAGCAGUAUUCAACUGGCAGGAAAAAUAUUCGUUCGUGAACAUUUUCGGAAACUCAACUCGGUUUUAAUGUACUCCAAGAAUAAGUCGAAACUGCUGCAGACACUGGAGGAGUGUGUUCCGCCGCUCAGCCACGAAGAUGCGGUUGAGAUGAUUGCCCAGAUGGUGCGUCAGCCCAUUAGCAAUCCAAUUGAAGCGGGCCUGCGUCUGGGCAAGAUCGAAAAAGAGCAGAGCAUCAUGCACCUGGAGAGUCAGAGGAAGCUACACGCAGCCAUGGAGAGCUUUGAUACCACGGCCCUGAACAGUGCGCUGCCAGUUAGCGAUAUGGAGCUGACUGAAUUGGCCGAAAUGAAUGCUGCCUUGGAUGAUGAUGACGACGACGACGACGAUGACGACGACGACGACGAUGAUGCUGACGACGAUGACGACGACGAUGACGAUGACGACGAUGACGACGAUGAUGAGGAUGAUGAGCUCGAUAAUGACGACGUCGAAGGCGUCGAUAACAAGCUUAAAGCCGAUCCUCUGACGCUAUUUAACUUACAAGAUCGCAUCCAAUGAGCUUGAUGUCAAAGAGAAAUUGUUGUUUAACUGAUGGCGGUAGUCGCUGAGUUAAUGUUAGAUGGUGUAUAGAGU
Drosophila hydei is the source of this 651-nucleotide messenger RNA. RefSeq names its product PH domain-containing protein YHR131C. Lineage: Eukaryota; Metazoa; Arthropoda; Insecta; Diptera; Drosophilidae. The record is from RefSeq and is a predicted model, not a curated record. Bases 85 to 576 code for a protein of 163 amino acids. The transcript has a single exon.